Messenger RNA from Morchella importuna, 414 nucleotides. RefSeq lists its product as uncharacterized. The transcript is spliced from 7 exons. Bases 1 to 414 code for a protein of 137 amino acids. The record is from RefSeq and is a predicted model, not a curated record. Lineage: Eukaryota; Fungi; Ascomycota; Pezizomycetes; Pezizales; Morchellaceae.
AUGCUGUAUAACCUUUCUCGCAACGGCCGUUCCGCAUCCUCUCGCCCUCCACUCUCUCUCAACCCACCAGUGACCUUAAAUAAUGCAGCAUUCUUCAGCAAUAAUAAAUUUAAGCUCGCUAUUACAAAUAGCAUAUCACGCAUCUGCGUCUUGGCAACUUUAAGCUCCAGCUCGCCAGCAGAGCAAAAGAACCACGCUUGCGAUUCCUACGACGGGAUUGAUCAAUCCAAGAUCAGGGACGAUGAACGUUUUGUGGGUUUUCGAGGCGCCUCAGCAAGGCUUUGUGUUGGUAAAUCAUUGGAUUGGUCGGUCGAUGUUAUCGGAAUAGGAAGUUGUUAUGGAUUGAGUUUAGUCGAUUUGGUGAUAAGGUCUAGGGUGCUUUUCGGUAUUUCUUUUAUCCUAUUGGGCGUUUGA